Molecule: messenger RNA, 1559 nt
Organism: Mandrillus leucophaeus (drill)
Lineage: Eukaryota; Metazoa; Chordata; Mammalia; Primates; Cercopithecidae
Gene: CREB3L3
Product: cAMP responsive element binding protein 3-like 3
Biological process (GO): regulation of transcription by RNA polymerase II
Cellular component (GO): nucleus
Molecular function (GO): DNA-binding transcription factor activity, RNA polymerase II-specific; RNA polymerase II cis-regulatory region sequence-specific DNA binding
Source: RefSeq, a predicted model, not a curated record
GCUUCAGCAUCUUUUGGGAGUGGUGACAGAGCCACAGAGGGCUGUGAGCUUGCCCGGCCCCGGGUAACGCUGGUGGUGGGUGGGCCUCCAGCUUGGAGCAGAGACCCCCCGCCAGGCAUCUGCAGACAGAGCUGGAUGGACCCAUGAAUAUGGAUUUAGCUGCUGGAAAGAUGGCUUGUUCUGCCUGCCCCAUGGACCCCAUCGACAGCUUUGAGCUCCUGGAUCUCCUGUUUGACCGGCAGGACGGCAUCCUGAGACACGUGGAGCUGGGCGACGACUGGGGCCACGUCAAGGACCAGCAGGUCCAGCCAAACCCUGACCCUGACGACUUCCUCAGCUCCAUCCUGGGCUCUGGAGACUCACUGCCCAGCUCCCCACUCUGGUCCCCCGAAGGCAGUGACAGUGGCAUCUCUGAAGACCUCCCCUCUGACCCCCAGGACACCCCUCCACGCAGCGGACCGGCCGCCUCCCCAGCCAGCUGCCAUCCUGCCCAGCCUGGCAAGGGACCCUGCCUCUCCGAUCAUCCUGGCAACUCUUGCCCCACCACACCCCCAGGGCCAGUGGUCCAAGUGCCUGAAGCCUCUGUGACCAUAGACCUGGAAAUGUGGAGUCCAGGAGGAACGACCUAUGCUGAGAAACAGGCUGACCCGGUGCACGUGCCCCCACGAUGCAAUCUCACCGUGAAAGACCUCCUCCUUUCGGGCAGCAGCGGGGACCUGCAACAGCAUCACCUGGGGGUCUCCCACCUCCUGAGACCUGGGGCUGAGCACUGUCAGGAGCUGGUGCUCACUGAGGAUGAGAAGAAGCUGCUGGCUAAAGAAGGCAUCACCCUGCCCACUCAGCUGCCCCUCACUAAAUACGAGGAGCGAGUGCUGAAAAAAAUCCGCCGGAAAAUCCGGAACAAGCAGUCGGCCCAAGAAAGCAGGAAGAAGAAAAAGGCCAUUGUGGUGCAAUCCACCAGCAAGUCAGCCCAGGCAGGCACCUGUGUCGCGGUUCUGUUGCUGUCCUUUGCCCUCAUCAUCCUCCCCUCCAUCAGCCCUUUUGGCCCCAACAAAGCCGAGAGUCCCGGGGACUUUGCGCCUGUGCGAGUGUUCUCCAGAACUUUGCACAACGAUGCUGCCUCCCGCGUGACCUCUGAUGCUGUGCCGGGCUCCGAGGCCCCAGGACCCCAACCCAAGGCUGACACAACCCAAGAAGGGUCUCCAGGAAGCCCUGGGGCAGACUGGGGCUUCCAGGACAGUGCAAACCUGACCAAUUCGACGGAGGAGGUAGACAAUGCCACCCUGAUCCUGAGGAAUGCAACAGAGGGGCUGGGCCAGGUCACCCUGCUGGACUGGGUGGCGCCUGGGCAGCACUGGCUCAGGACGUGCAGGGCUGGAGGCGGCGGGAGACGCUGUGAGCCCCGCCAGGACUAUGCUCCCAGGCCCCUCUGCCCAGGGGUGCCUUAGGGAUGCUGCGCUGGACAGCGACCCACCUGGGAAUGGGACGUGAGGCCGAGACCCCAGCAGAGAUGCCAGAAUGGAGCAGGCACAGCUAACAGCCACACACCCAGGGCCUGA